This is a messenger RNA of Hibiscus syriacus, 938 nucleotides long. RefSeq lists its product as uncharacterized. The coding region runs from base 25 to 795 and encodes 256 amino acids. Lineage: Eukaryota; Viridiplantae; Streptophyta; Magnoliopsida; Malvales; Malvaceae. The transcript is spliced from 6 exons. The record is from RefSeq and is a predicted model, not a curated record.
AAAAACAAAAUUCGAAAGAGAAGCAUGUUUAUCAUAAGCUGUCCAAGCGGAGCUUUGUCUGCUAAAAAAUGUUCACUCAAAUUCGCAGUUCCGAUUCAAACUUCCACUUCCAAUUCCUCCAUCCAUCGAAGGCCCAGAUUCGUCCCCUCAAGAAACUCUCGAAAACCGCUUCAUAUCACUCUCGCCAAGGCUGAGGGAGGCCUUGACUCUGCCCCCAAACAAUCUUCCCCUCCUUUCAGCAACGACGACACCGUUUUCGUGGGUCAAGAAGAUGUCCCCUUGGAAGGGGUUAUCCAGUUUGAAAAACCCAAUUCCUCUUCUCGCGUUUCCGAAUGGGGUCGAGUGGCUUUGCUUUCUGGCGGGGAUGUCUUAGCUUUGCUCUUGUUUUCUGCAAUUGGACGAUACAGUCAUGGCCUCCCCAUUUUUGCAAUGGAUACUCUACGUACAACUGACCCUUUCUUGGCUGGAUGGUUUUUGAGUGCAUACUUCCUUGGGGGCUAUAGUGAGGAUGGACGAGGAGCCAAUGGUCUAUCCAAAGCCUUUUUCGCUGCUGCCAAAUCUUGGGGUUUGGGAAUUCCUUUGGGAUUGAUUAUAAGAGCUGCUACAUCAGGCCAUGUUCCGCCAUAUACCUUUGUUUUAGUAACAAUGGGAACAACUUCUGUUUUACUUAUUGGAUGGAGAGCACUAUUAAUAAGCAUUUUCCCUGAUGAAACAAAAAAGAAGAAUGAUGUAUACCGGCGGGGCAGCCCAUUUGAACUAUUUGAGUUGCUCACAUCAUUGGUACGAAGAUGGUAAUAUACAUCUUCCAUGAGGUCGAUCCCGUAAGUCAUCAAUUUUUAAAAUUUUCAUUUAUACCUGUACGAAUUCGAUGUAGUUCCAAACUUCAGUGUUGUAGCAUGUUGAUACAAUUCGUGAAUAUUAUCUUUGUGUGGUAAUUA